AUGAAUCAAAAAACUCUUCUUGUGUUUCUCUUGUUCCUAACUACUACAAUUUCAAUAACUACCGCUGUCAAUUUUGCGGCCUGUAACAACUUAGAUCCAACUCCUGAAUCACUCGUUAUAACAAAAUUAUCUUCCGACCCCGGCGAUCCCACCGUACUUGCUGCAACACUUAUCAAAUAUACUGCGUCUGGACCCUUUGACCAGAAUGAAUCGAUAAUUCUCGUUUCUCAUCUCGACAGCAGUCAUAAUCUAAUAGCAGCUGAUGAAAUUAUAGGAUUAUGUGAAAACGAAACGGAUUGUCCGCCAAGGAAAGAUGAUUUUGAUUUUGAUAUUUUUAAACUGGAUGGUAUGCCACAAUCAUAUAUUAUUGAACUUGCUGUUCAAAAAAUAACAAAUGGAGCGUUGCAAGAAAUUUCUAAAUGUAUCGACGUUCUUGUUGGUUAA
Molecule: messenger RNA, 444 nt
Organism: Paraglomus brasilianum
Lineage: Eukaryota; Fungi; Glomeromycota; Glomeromycetes; Paraglomerales; Paraglomeraceae
Source: the annotation of a GenBank genome assembly